CUGAACAGAAGCCAUAGAAAAGAAGAAAACAAUAGUCGUCGAUUAGAGAUGUUUGGAAUGAACCAGCUGGCUGCAACAUGCUGGAUCUGCCUCCUGUUCUGUGCUUUCCUGUGUGACCCUGUUCUGUCCAAAGGAGGCCGAGGAGGGUCCAGGGGUUCGUCCCGAGGGUCUCCUUCUCGUAGCUCUACCUCGGGCAGCUACAGGGCAGGGGGCCCUUUUGGUGGGACCCGGUCCCGCUUCAGAGCAGCAGGCCGAUCGUCCCCGGUGCGAGUGGCGGCUGCAGCAGCAGCAGGAGCAGCAGUGGCUUUAACAGCAGAUGGUUGGUAUGCCUCCGCCUAUCGCCGCAGCAAAGCAGACAGCUCAGAGGAAGAGCUGGACUAUUACAACAGGACAAACUACUUUGAUGCACAACUGUCAGGCUCCUGUAAAAGUGCAUACUCUCUUCCUCAGAUGGUGUCUUUUGUUGUUGCUGCUCUGUUCACUUUAAACAGGUUCUUCCAUGGCACUGCACUGUAGAAAUGUUUUACAGGUUGCGACUGUUUUGAUGAUCAGGACCCCUCUGUCUGCCCUGUGUCUUUUCCUUGUGCUGGAAAAACUGUUGAAGUGGACAAUCACAAAUAUGUGAACUGAUCACUGUACUUGUACUGUAUACAUUAUAUAUUUGUUCCAACUGCCAAAUCUGCAUUACCAGCACUGUAUGCAAUGUGCCAUAAAAAGACACUUGCACCUUCACCUAUAUUGUUUUUAUAAAAAUGAAGGUGCCAAAUUCAAAUACUUUAUAGAUCUGUACAUAGUUAUAGAAAUAUAAAGCUGCUAAAUCAACUUAUUUUCAUCAUAUAAAAAAAAACAACAACAGUGCCAUACUGUGUAAGAAAUCACAGAAACAAAAGUAUAAUCCCUGUUUUGGAGCUGUCCCUUAUCCUCUACUUUUGUUGUGAUACACCAAACGCUAUUAUUUUAUUAUUCUUUCUUUAACAAGUUGAAAUAUACAAAAAAAGAUUUUACACACUGUAUUUCAAUUAAAAUCAAAAUGUAUUUCUUGUUCAGAUGAAAAAUAAGAUUUAAGUUUUAUUUAUUCAACCAGUUUAUACAUGUCUUUUACUUGUAUUCACUUUUCUGAAGUGACUUGAGCUUUUUUACCUGCUGAGACACUCAGGUGCAACACUGUUUUCAUAUUUGUAUGCACUUGAAUAUUUGCAAGAGCACUUCUGUAAAUAUAUGUAUGUAAAAACUUCUUUACACGUUAUCACUAAAUUAAAGGCCAUACCUC
Molecule: messenger RNA, 1270 nt
Organism: Periophthalmus magnuspinnatus
Lineage: Eukaryota; Metazoa; Chordata; Actinopteri; Gobiiformes; Gobiidae
Gene: sprn
Product: shadow of prion protein
Exons: 2
Coding region: 49-516 (155 amino acids)
Cellular component (GO): membrane
Source: RefSeq, a predicted model, not a curated record